AUGACGCGUAACCCAAAUCGACAAAGGAACCUAAACGAAACUCCUCGAGGACCCAAAGAACAGAGGGCCAUCGUGCAAAUUGACGACUGCUUUGAGGAUUAUAUGUUUCCUGACGGCCCAUCUAGCACGUCAUUCCAUGGAGUAAAUGAUCGUCACCAGGCCCGAGCAACAUUCGCCGAUCGAGGUUCAGAUACCACAUCUCAAGCUUUGCCCGCCGAACCCGAAACUCAGGUCAGUGAAGAAGAAGAUCAACACACAGACCAUGAAUCUGAUAACAGCGAUACGUGGUCUACGGCAACAUUACGGUCGGAUGAGGAACCUGCGCCCAAGAAUCAACACGAGGGUCAAUAUCAAUCGGGUUCACCACCACUAUCACCACCACCUCCCCCUUUUGUAUACCCAGACAAUGCAUAUCAUCAUGAGCAUCAUGAAACUCAUCGUCAACGAUUCAAUUCUAAUUUUGUACCCCUCAGGCAGACCGAGGAACAGACUUUUCUAUAUGUAGGGUAUGAGGGGCCAAGUUCACAUCGGGUUCCACGCAUUCCAGAACGCUUUGCACGCCGGCCUCCUCACUAUUUCUUGUCGCAUUACCAAUUCUAUGAUUAUGAUUCAAAUUUGGACGAGCUUCUGUGCCUCAAGGGGGAUUCCAAAGAGCUUGACUAUCCAUGGGCCAUAGCUUGUCCUCCGGAACGACCCAUAGUAGACUGUGACGAGACGUGGGAAAGGCGAAGGUCACUAGCCAUUUUUCGGACCAGGACAAGAUCGCUGGAUCGCUACAUGACAAUCGAAAAUGCGAAAGAUAAUCGUAUUAAAAGGCAAUGA
This is a messenger RNA of Botrytis fragariae, 822 nucleotides long. RefSeq lists its product as uncharacterized. The transcript has a single exon. The coding region runs from base 1 to 822 and encodes 273 amino acids. Lineage: Eukaryota; Fungi; Ascomycota; Leotiomycetes; Helotiales; Sclerotiniaceae. The record is from RefSeq and is a predicted model, not a curated record.